This is a messenger RNA of Cuscuta campestris, 2207 nucleotides long. The record is from the annotation of a GenBank genome assembly. Lineage: Eukaryota; Viridiplantae; Streptophyta; Magnoliopsida; Solanales; Convolvulaceae.
AUACUCUCAAAAUUUUCAUAUAUUUACAGUGGCGGAGCCAGGGUCGGACCUUUGAGGGGCACAAUAGUAUACUGUGGGGUUGAAGAAUAGCGUCAGAUUUUAUCAAAUGAAAUAACAAACAAUGUUAUUCGAAUUAUGCCAAAAAAUAACCAAAAAUGAUAGUCGUAGUUCACAAAACGAAAUCUGACUUCUUCUUCCUCAUCAUCCUUCUCCAUCUUUCUUCUAGAUCUAAACAGAUCUGUAAUCUUACAGAGAUGGGGGAUGGCGGCGAAAGUGCUAGCAGUGAUGGAGGGCCGGCGGUGACAGAGUUCUGGCGGAGAUGGUGGGAUUGGCAGCGGUGGUAGGGUUGUGGUUGUGAUAAGGGACGAAUUGGAGGCGAUGGGGGGCAGACCUGGCGGUGACGACGGAAGUGCUGUGGCAGUGAUGUUGAAACUAAUGAUUGUGUUGGGGGAUGGCCAGGAAGGGAGGCUGCCGGAGACAGGGUGCGGACGGGGGGUUAGCGGCAAAGGGGUUGCAGAAAUUAGUGGUGUGGUGAAGCUAGACAUGGGAAGGGUAUUUUGGACUAAUUCACCUUAGAGUUAACCAUCAAUAAAAAUGACCAAAAGUCAAAACGUAAACAUUAAUACCGGACGGAGGGAGUAUUUAAAAAUGUAAAAAAUGAAUGUUUGAAACCCAGUUUGAAUCCCCGAGGAUUCAAAUCCAUUUCUAGUGAAUUUGUGAGGUAAGGCUGACAUGUCAGGGAGAAAUGUUGAAGCACCGAGGCUUCAUGGUAUUUCUAGUGCUCUUACUCUUAGCCUCUUAGGAUUCAUCUUCUUUCCUAGCAUCAAAGUCAUAUCAUUUUUCUAUCCUUUCUUUCCUCACAUCUUCAACUUCUUCUUUUCUAAAGAGGGAAUCAAAAGUUUCAAGCCGAAGAAUUCCCACUUUUUCUUUCUUUCUACCUCAGUUUCUCUUUCCUGUGUAAAGAAUCUUGUAAAUAGUGUUGGGUUUUCUCGGAAAGAUGAUCUCAGUGGUUUGGGAUCUUGGCGGGGAACACGAUCUAAUUCUCUCUGUCUGCUGCAUAUUUUAGUUUUCUAGAUUUUCUUUUUGAAAAGACAAGUCUUUGAUCGAUUCCUCCUCAAGGGUGCCUGCCCACACAAAGAUAGGGUUCUGAUUCCUUCAACUCCGGGGGGUUUUCUUGAUUUAAAUACAGAAAAUCGCCAUUGUUGGACCUCCACCUCCACAUCGGAAGACAUGGAGAUUCUUUCGCCGGCGGCGGCAACUUCUUCCUCGCCUUACCUGACGAACUCGAUCUGGGUGUUUGAGGAGACCAAAUGGACGGCGGCUGAGAACAAGGCCUUCGAGAGCGCGCUUGCUCUGUACGACAGGGACACGCCAGACCGGUGGAGGAAGGUGGCGGCGAUGGUGCCGGGGAAGACGGUCACGGACGUGAUGAGGCAGUACAAGGAACUGGAGGAUGAUAUUUGCAGCAUUGAGGCCGGACAUAUGGACCCCUUCCCCUUCCCGGCCACCUUGGAAUGGAGUCGCCCCGGCCCAUUCGACGCUCGGACCCAGUUCCUCGGUGCCGGCGGGAAGAGAUCUCCGUCCCACCGCCCGCCGGAGCCCGAACGGAAGAAGGGUAUCCCCUGGACCGAGGAAGAACACAAACUGUUCUUGAUGGGUCUGAAGAAAUACGGGAAAGGCGACUGGAGAAACAUCUCCCGCAACUUCGUCGUCACCAGGACGCCGACCCAAGUGGCCAGCCACGCGCAGAAGUAUUUCAUCCGGCAGAUCUCCGGCGGCGGGAAGGACAAGAGGAGAGCCAGCAUUCACGACAUAACCACAGUAAACCUCGACGAAACCCAAACGCCUCCUCCGGAUUACAACAAACAGACCGCAAUAACCACUCACCCGACAAACAUGUUCGUCUCCCCUUACUUUUGCACUCAGAUUAUGCCAUUUCAGUUUCAACCACAAACACAGUAUUAUUCUGGUUGAGAUUAGAGAACCAGAAAUGGGACGUUUCUUGGAAUUUCUCGCUUUAUUCUCUUGAGAAUUAAUGACGAGAAUCAAGAUGUAAUUAAUCUCAUGUUUGUAGUUAAGAAAAGAGACGAGAAAUGUUGGGCUUAUGAUGACUAGUGAAAUAUUGUAAAUUAAUCACCGGCAUGAAUGUUCAUCUCCAGCAUGAAAAUCUUUGUGAUGUGAAGUAGUCAUAAAUUUCUGAUAUAAUG